AUGGACCAGGCAUCAAGCCUCGUUGAUUCUCUUUUGAAUACCAUAUUCCCUGGAUCCAUAUUUAUGGACACAUUUCACGGAGCUCCCCACCUGGGCAUUCUGUCCAAUAUCCUGAUUGUCGGAUGUGCAUUUGUUUAUGUCUGUAUCUGGGUAUAUGAUGGAAUCUGGAAAUUCUGUGCCGUGGAGGUACAAAUUGAACCGCGCAAAUCCCGGUUUACCGGGUGCCUGUCUUGGAGGGUUAGAAGUGAGGAAUGGAGUGGAGAGAACGCGCCUAAGAAGACCGAUGGAGAGGACGCGCCUGAGAAGACAGAGUGGGACUGGAAAACCGUUGGAGCAUUGCGGGAUUAUCGAUUUCGGCCCAACACAUUUUGUUUAUUCCUAUUCGGGCUUUCAAUAUUCCAGUUUCAGCGGAAGGAAAUAAGAUUCGAGUUCUGCUCUGAGGAGCGCUACAGCCUGAGAGUUUUAGGCUGGUCCUGCAAGCCAAUUCAAAGAUUACUCGCAGAAGCCAGGUCAUGUCACAUCUCCAAGAACAAAUCCCACAUUACAAUUUUCAACCCGGGAGGAAAGCCUGUCCGCCAGACUAAGACUCCAUGGCAUCUUGUCAAAGGCACGAGUCGUCGGUCGCUCAAAAGUAUAUCCAUAGAAGAGAAGCGGAAAGACGCAGUUUACGAAGACAUGCGCAGUUUCUUGAACGCUCAGUCAGCGUAUGCAAAAACAGAAAGGCCGUACCGCCGUGGUUACCUAUUCAAUGGACCCCCUGGGACUGGGAAAACCAGCCUUGCGCUUGCUUUGGCGGGUAAAUUCGGUCUGGAUAUUUACACGUUGAGCUUGACGGGUCAAAACAUGACCGACGAUGAACUCCAGUGGCUCUGUAGCCAUCUCCCGCGCCGUUGUGUCCUCCUCAUUGAGGAUAUCGACAGUGCCGGAAUCAACCGCGAGAAAAUGCGAGCCAUACAGGAGCAUGGCACGAGGCAAAACAACCAAGUAUCACUCUCCGGCCUCUUGAACGCGAUCGACGGCGUCUCAUCAUCCGACGGGAGAAUCUUGGUCAUGACCACAAACUGCCGAGAUCAACUUGAUGCGGCUCUUAUCCGCCCGGGACGCGUGGACAUGGAAGUAAAAUUUACACUGGCGUCAAAGGAGCAAAUAAAAUCGAUUUUCCAGCAUAUGUACCCCCACGAACGCGGUACCAAUCUUGCAGACAUGGCUGCUGAGUUCGCCAAUCAAGUUCCCGAUUGCCAGUAUAGCCCGGCGGAUAUCCAGAACUAUCUAUGGAAACAUAGUGAUCCUAAUCAUGCUGUUAUGGAAGCUCAGAAGCAAUUCCCUACGAAGGAGUGA
Histoplasma mississippiense is the source of this 1338-nucleotide messenger RNA. RefSeq lists its product with no specific name. Gene Ontology annotation, cellular component: mitochondrial inner membrane. Lineage: Eukaryota; Fungi; Ascomycota; Eurotiomycetes; Onygenales; Ajellomycetaceae. The coding region runs from base 1 to 1338 and encodes 445 amino acids. The transcript is spliced from 2 exons. Gene Ontology annotation, molecular function: ATP hydrolysis activity; ATP binding. Gene Ontology annotation, biological process: mitochondrial respiratory chain complex III assembly; protein insertion into mitochondrial inner membrane from matrix. The record is from RefSeq and is a predicted model, not a curated record.